GCCCGCGCCGUGACGCUGGGUGUUAGGUGAUGCUUCAGGACAUAGUCGGCUGGAUUAUCUCCGCAAUAUAGUAAAAGAAAUAUAACUUUAAAACUUGCUAACAUGGCGAAGCAAAGCUCGCUUUUCAAUUUUUUCACCAAGUCUCCGCCGCCGGUCUCCAAGCCGAAGCCGAGUCCCUCUCCGACCGAGGCAGACCUGCCCUCCUCCGUGCAGAAGUCCAACUCCUCUCCCAAGGAGCAAGCCAAGCAGACACCCACCCAGCAGCCAGCCAAGGCCAGCAAAGUUCAGCAGAAGAGUAACUCCAAGACUACCAGCGGGGGAUUCAAGAAACUAUUCGGCGACAAGACCCCGGCAGCCAAAGACAGCAGCUCCACAUGCCUAUUCAACGCUGGGGCCCUUGUGUGGGCAAAACUGGAGGGCCACCCCUGGUGGCCAUGCAUGGUGGUACCCCAACCUCUGACUGGGCAGCAGAUGAGGGGCCGUGGUCGGGCCCAGCGCAUACACGUUCAUUUCUUUGACGAGCCUCCUACCAGAGGAUGGGUUAGCGUCAAAUAUGUCAGAGAGUAUCAAGGCUCUGACAGCAGUGACGCUAAAACUGGAGGGGUGUUCUUCAGUGGCAAACCUGUCAUUCGUCGGGGGAUGGAGCUUGCAGAUGCAGUUAUGUUUGAUACUCCUGAAAAAAGACUGAAGAUGCCUCUCUGCAUGGAUCCAUCUGAUGACGAAGAGGGGGAUGAUGAUGAUGAAGAAAUGGAGCUCGACAACUCGACACUGACUGAUGAAGAGCUCAGUGAUAUGGAUGAAGAGAAAGAAGAGAAAGUGAAGCCAUCCAAAGUCAGUCGACGUUCAUCCCGUGCCUCAGCAGAGAAAGGGAACAAAGCCAAGCGGCGUCGCAUUAUUGUAGCCUCAGACAGUGACGGAUCAGAUGAGGAGUUCAAACCAGACCACGCUGCAUCUAGCAGUGAGGAUGAAGAGGAAGAAGGCGCAGUGAGCAGUGAAGAGGAGAGCACCCAAGAGUCAGAGGCAGAAAGCCCCAUCAAGCCCAUCAAGCGCAAACGUCCUGCAGAAAAGGCUGCAAAUACAAAAGCAAAAAUACCCACUGGACCGUCUGCUGCACCCAAACAAGCCCCGACAGCAGUCGCAGCCGACACAAAGUCUCGUUUAUCAGCCUUCUCUGCUCCUGACAACUUUGAGAGCCAGACAAAUGGAUCAGGCUCCACUGGAGGUGCAACAACUUGGGAUCAUGAGAAGCUGGAGUGGCUGCAGGAUGGCAGGAGGAAAGACAGCAAAAGGCGGCGACAGACAGAGGACGGCUACGAUCUUACCACCCUGUAUGUGCCAGAAGACUUCCUCAACCGAAACACUCCUGGUAUGCGUCGGUGGUGGCAGCUCAAAUCUCAGAUGUUCGAUACAGUGAUUUUCUACAAGGUAGGAAAGUUUUAUGAGCUCUACCACAUGGACGCUGUGAUCGGCGUCAGCGAGAUGGGACUGACAUUCAUGAAGGGGACCUGGGCACACUCGGGCUUUCCAGAGAUCGGCUUUGGACGUUUCUCAGAUGUACUGGUCCAGAAAGGCUACAAGGUUGCUCGUGUGGAGCAGACGGAGACCCCAGAGAUGAUGGAGGCUCGCUGUAAAACCCUGGCCAAACCCACGAAAUUUGACCGUGUAGUGAGAAGAGAAGUGUGCCGGAUUAUCACGCGUGGUACCCAAACCUACAGUGUGUUGGACGGUGCUCCUUCAGAGAGUCAGAGCAAGUUUCUCCUGAGUUUGAAAGAGAAGGCUGAAGAGGAAAGCUCUGGUCGCUACCGCACCUACGGAGUUUGCUUUGUUGAUACCUCUGUGGGUUGUUUCCAUGUCGGUCAGUUCCCAGAUGAUCGUCACUGCUCACGCCUGCGCACCCUUAUCGCACACUUUGCCCCCGCUGAGGUGCUCUUUGAAAAGGGGAAUCCGUCUGUUGAAACACGCAAAAUACUCAAGGCCUCUCUGUCCUCUGCUCUGCAGGAAGGACUUAAUGCUGGAACACAAUUCUGGGAUUCUCAGAAGACACUUAAAACCCUUUCAGAAGAAGAUUAUUUUAAAGAGACUGCUGGCAAGGAGCAGGGGGCUGGGAGCAGUUUUCUUCCAGCCCUUCUCAAAAAGAUGACCUCUGAGAGUGAUUCACUGUGCCUUUCUCCUAAAGAGGGCUAUGAACUGGCGCUGUCGGCUUUGGGUGGAUGCAUAUUCUACCUGAAGAAAUGUCUGGUAGACCAGGAGCUGCUCUCCAUGGCUAACUUUGAAGAAUAUGUCCCUGUUGAUGUUGAGAUGGAGAAAGCUGACGGACCCGCCAGUUUCUUUGCCAAGACUCGUCAGCGUAUGGUCCUUGAUGGAGUGACCCUGGCAAACCUGGAAAUCUUUCAGAAUGGGUCAGGAGGGACAGAAGGGACACUGUUGGAGCGUUUGGACACCUGCUCGACCCCGUUUGGCAAGAGGCUGCUGAAGCAGUGGCUCUGCGCUCCUUUGUGUAACCCCACGUCCAUCAGGGACCGACUGGACGCGGUGGAGGACCUGAUGGGAGCUCAGGCUCAAGCUACUGAGGUAACAGACCUGCUGAAGAAGCUCCCUGAUCUGGAGCGUCUCCUGAGUAAAAUCCACAGCAUUGGUACUCCUCUGAAGGGCCAGGACCACCCUGACAGCAGAGCAGUUCUCUAUGAGGAGGUCACCUACAGCAAGCGGAAGAUAGCAGACUUCCUUUCAGCACUGGAAGGUUUCAAAACAAUGCAGGACAUCAUUUCUGUCUUUGAUCCAGCUUUGGGUGAAUUUCGUUCCACGUUGCUCUGCCAAGUUGUCAGCGUGAAGAAUGAAAAGAACGGCCUCUUUCCAGACCUGUCUGCUGAACUCAGGCGCUGGGAGACGGCUUUCGACCACCAGAAAGCGCGCACCACUGGUGUCAUAACCCCUAAAGCUGGCUUUGACCCCGAGUUCGACCAGGCUCUGACAGGAAUCAAGAACUGUGAGCGAGAGCUGCAGGACUACCUGGACAGACAGAAGAAGAGACUUGGCUGUAAAAGCAUGGCCUACUGGGGAACUGGACGAAACCGCUAUCAGAUGGAGGUUCCCGACAGCGUCUCAGAGAGGAACAUCCCCGAGGAGUAUGAGGUGAAGUCCACGAAGAAAGGCUGCAAACGAUACGUGACAAAGGAGAGCGAACGCCUGUUCUCUGAGCUGCAAGGAUUUGAAGAAAAGAGAGACGCUGCGCUGAAAGACUGCAUGAGGAGGCUUUUCUACAACUUUGACAAGAACUACAAAGACUGGAAGACCGGUGUGGAGUGCAUGGCAGUGCUUGAUGUGCUGCUGGCUUUGUCACGCUACAGCCAGGGAGGAGAUGGACCAAUGACCAGGCCGCAGGUAGUGCUCCCUGAGGACAACAACCAUGUUGCGCCCUUCAUCGACCUCACUGGAUCCCGCCACCCCUGCGUCACCAAGACCUUUUUUGGAGACGACUUCAUUCCUAAUGACAUCUUCAUUGGCUGCUCUGGUAGCAGUGAAACUGACGAGGAGGGUCGUGCCUCUUGUGUCCUUGUCACAGGACCAAACAUGGGUGGAAAGUCUACUCUCAUGAGACAGUGUGGACUCGUGAUCAUUCUGGCCCAGCUAGGCUGCUAUGUUCCAGCAGAGAGCCUCCGCUUCACACCAGUGGACAGGGUCUUCACCCGGCUGGGAGCCUCGGAUCGUAUCAUGGCCGGAGAGAGCACCUUCUUCGUGGAGCUGAGCGAGACGGCCAGCAUCCUGCACCAUGCCACUAAACACUCACUUGUGCUCCUGGAUGAAUUAGGAAGGGGCACAGCCACGUACGACGGCACAGCGAUUGCCAGUGCUGUUGUGAAGGAGCUUGCUGAGAAGAUCUGCUGUCGCACCCUCUUCUCUACACAUUACCACUCCCUGGUGGAGGACUACGCCAAAAACCCUGCUGUGCGUUUGGGCCAUAUGGCGUGCAUGGUGGAGAACGAAUGUGAGGACCCAAGUCAAGAGACCAUCACAUUCCUCUACAAGUUCAUCACCGGCGCUUGUCCAAAGAGUUAUGGAUUCAACGCAGCUCGACUCGCCAGCCUGCCAGAGGAAGUCAUCCAAUCAGGACACAGGAAGGCCAGGGAGUUUGAGAGGAGCACCAUCAGCAUCAGACUCUUCAAGAAGCUCUGCCUGUUCGCUGACGACGCCACGCUGGACAGCGCACACUUUGCUUCACUCGUUCAACUGCUCAACACCCUGUAAUCUUCACACAAACACUGCUGUUGCAGAUUUUUUUUUUUGUUCCAAGCAUUUGGAAAAAACACUACUGUAAUGAUCUAAUAAAGUUUAUUUUUAAAAAAUGA
Stegastes partitus (bicolor damselfish) is the source of this 4346-nucleotide messenger RNA. RefSeq names its product mutS homolog 6 (E. coli) (gene msh6). The record is from RefSeq and is a predicted model, not a curated record. NCBI's taxonomy places the organism in Eukaryota, Metazoa, Chordata, Actinopteri, Pomacentridae. Gene Ontology annotation, cellular component: nucleus; MutSalpha complex. Gene Ontology annotation, biological process: mismatch repair. Gene Ontology annotation, molecular function: ATP-dependent DNA damage sensor activity; mismatched DNA binding; ATP binding. Bases 103 to 4245 code for a protein of 1380 amino acids. The transcript has 10 exons.